This is a messenger RNA of Rubroshorea leprosula, 2401 nucleotides long. The record is from the annotation of a GenBank genome assembly. NCBI's taxonomy places the organism in Eukaryota, Viridiplantae, Streptophyta, Magnoliopsida, Malvales, Dipterocarpaceae.
GUCACUCUCCUUUCUCCCUUUCUGUUUUUGAUUUUGAGUCCUCUAAAGGAAGUUAGGGUUGGGAGUGAGAAUGAUAUUGAGUGUGCGUUAGAGUUUUUUAAGGGUCCUGACUUCAUUCCUCCUUCUACUUCAUGCAAAAAUUGAGGAGAUGUCUUUGGAAGGAACAGUGAGUGUUGUAGGAAGUAAGGUGAUGCCUCUGGAGUACGGUGGUAUGGAUUCAGAGAGUAGUCCGUCUUUGUCUAGUUCGGAAAGGACAGUGGAGGAGAGAAGGGAGCGAGAGAUAGUGGAAGAGGUAGAAGAAGAAAUUCCCUCGAAUAUUAUGGAGGUUGAGGGUGAUGUAGAUAGGUGUUAUGACCCAGACUUAGGUAUAGUAUCCGAGGUGAGGGAGUAUGAGAGUGAAUUGGGUAGCAGGGGUAGCCUUAGGGGCCUUGUAGGUAACUACAACCUUCCUCACCACGUGUUAAUUAGGCUUGCCAGGGUGAAUGAGAGAGCGUGCUUAGCACCCCGAGAUCACUGGAUGCCCAUGUAUGUCCAUUAUUUGGCAACAGGGCUUAGGUUUCCCAUUCCAAAGUUAUUGGUUGGGUUAUUGUUAGAGUAUAGUAUAGGAAUAACCCAAUUCACCCCAAAUACUUCUGGGGGUAAGAGUGAAAAGGGGUGGUAUUACUUCGGACCUCGGUCGUCCAACAAAAAGAAUAGGAAUUUAUUCACUGUUGGACCAUCAUCCAUUAAAGGAUGGAAAGAAAAGUUCUUCUUUGUGGAUGACACCGAGUGGAGUAGGAGGGAGGCCGAAGUGGAAUACUUGUCUGCUUGGAAAGUUAAGAAAGUUAAGCAUAAUGAUUACAAGUUAAAUGAGGAUGAGGUGGAAGAGGUAGGGAAGCUGGUGAGGGAGGAAGGUGACUUAGUGGAUAUCUUGUACCUCACUAGCUCAAAGGCGAUAGAGGCUGCCGAGCUCUAUGGGCCAAGCUCAUUGAGCGAAGUUGAAAUGGAGGGUUUUUUGAACACUGCUGAGGGGCUGGCUAUCCUAAAGAAGCCAAGGAAGAAGUCAAAGACUUCAAGUAUGGCAAAUAAGGGGGCAACAGAAAGGGAACACCUGUCCAGUACUUCUGCUCGAGCUUUAGAAGUACAGCAAUGGCCAGAGCCUAUAAGGAGAAGCAACGAAGAAGUAAGUAAGGAGGUGGAGCCACUUUGGAGGAAGAAAAGGAAGGUGGUAGAGCCGAAAGUUAGGGGGGAUGAGAUGGUUGAAUUCGUACCUCGGCCUUCUCCUAUUGAGGUUGAGCCUGAAGUCAGGGAGAGGGAAGAGGCCGAGGUGCGAGGCCUUGGCAAAGGCAAGGAACUCAUCCCUCCUCCUUUGUUCCAGAAGAGUUUGUUCGAGGCAAAGAACAUUACUGGGGCGAAGCGGUUUCUCACCGCAACUCUUCUGGAGGUGGAUAGGAGGCAGGCGAGGGACGAGGCGGUAAGCCAAGUGGGGGCUCUCGUUGUGAGGCACACCUUGGAGAGUGUAAGCUGGGUAAACGCUCUGGCGCAAGAGUAUGUGGAAAGCGUGAGAGACCGCACCAACUUGCAGAAGCAGUGUGAGGAGCUGCAAAAGGAGAAGGAGGAGCUGCAGAGGAAGAACAAAGAGAUGCAGAGGAAACUGGAUGAGAUUGUGCCAGCAAUCUGCGAAGACAAGAUUGAGGCUCAAGACAAGCAUAUUGAGAACAUGAACAAAGGAGUGAUGGAGCUAAAAAAGAAUGUGAAUUUGCUGGUUCACAACGAGAUAGAAGAACAUAUUGGCAACUUCCUCAACUCCAGCACCUUUGAGAGCAUUGUCAACCUCUACCGGUUGCCGACUGCAAUCUUGGCGUUCACCAACUGUAGAAAUAAGGUGAAAGCUCAGUAUCCUGAAGUGGACGUAACGACGGUCACCUUCAGCGAUCAAGAAGAAAAGGUGGAGAAGGACGGUGAAAGUCUUUCUGCUGACUUCCGACCUCUGAUUAAGUUGAGGUGGGAGCGUGAUGCAGAGGGACGCACUAUCUUUCCUCCAGCCUUUGAUGCUGAGCUCGUGGCGGUGGAGGAAAAGGCAGACCCUCCUGAAGUUCAUCCUAUUUCCUCAGACAAAGUGCAACUAGCUCCUCAUGAAGCAGAAGUACCACCUCUGCCAACUGGGGAUGAGCCACCUCAACCACCUCCUUCUGCUAAGGAGCAGCCUCCUUUUGCUAAGGAGCAGCCUCCUUCAUUGGCAAAAUAGCUUAGGAUUUCCUGUUUAUUUUUUUAGUUGUGUUUGUAAUGAACAAUUUUGUAAUUAAUUUUUUUAUUAAUUUAUAAAAUUUUUGAAGUUGUUUUUGGUGUGUAUAUUGUGAUGUUUAAUUGCUAUUUUGUUUCAAGUAAAUCACUUCGGAUAAAAUAAAGUGACCUUAAUUAA